This is a messenger RNA of Symbiodinium natans, 2313 nucleotides long. The record is from the annotation of a GenBank genome assembly. Lineage: Eukaryota; Dinophyceae; Suessiales; Symbiodiniaceae.
AUGGCAGGCCUAGCGAAGGCCAUGGCAGCCAUUCAACAGAUGGAAGCAAAAGCCACCUCGAACAAGAAGAACUUCCGGCUCAUAGCCGACCCGUGCAUCAGUGUCGAAUCCUUGAAGCGGCCACUCCGUAACUAUCUAGAGUUUCACAAGAGCAGCGACAUGUGGUCGCUGGUGUGUCCGCCACCUGGCGGACCCCUCACCUUUACGUGGCACACGCCACCGAACGGAAGUUGGCUUUCGAAGUGCAUUGGACUGCUGUACGACCUCCUAGAAGUAGCUCCAAAUUCGAAGCUUCAAUCUGUGAAGCUGCUUCGGGCCUUGAAGUCUCUUGUCGAGGACAAGACCAUGAGCAUCUGUACUCGCAAGAUGACAGAGUCUGAUGUCUUGGACCGGAUAGACCUCAGCAUUCGGCUGCUCCUCUCGCACCUCCGGCAGCUCAAGCAGAACCUCUCCUUGAAGCUAAAAGUUCUUCGUAUGUGCACAGACGACGAGAAGAUGAAGAAGAUCAAUCUCACGUUGGACAAGCUGGAGCUGCCGAUGGAGCUUCUUGUUGGUGAUGCGAAGCCCUUGUUGGAAGAAGGGGAAGCGGAUGGUGAAGAGGAAAACGCAAGCCCAGUCAGGCCAUGCACGACCAUGGUGGUGUAUGAGCCGCAGCCCGCCUUCGUCAGCCCAGUCACCUCUGCUCCUCCGCCCACCUCCCAGCCCACCUCCCAGCCCAUCGCCAAGCCCAUCUCCACACCCAGCUCGUCGGCGAGAGUUCCAUGGACUCUUCCCCAGUUGCCACAGAUUUUCGCCAAGAUCAACCAGGGCACUGGCAGGCAGGAUCACAAAAAAACUUCCGAGGACGAGUGUGUGGCAAAAGGCAAGGCCAAAGCAAAGGUCUUGAAACCCAAGGCCUGCAGUCCCAAGGCCAAGGCCGGCAGUUCCAAGUCCUGCAAGUCCAAGGCCAAAGCCAAGACUUGCAAGCCGAAGGCCAAAAGCUCCCAGCCCGACAUCGCGAAGCCUGGAGACUCCAAGACCCAAACCCAGGCCUCCAAGCCCGAAGCCUCGAAGACCUCCAAGAACGAGCUGGACAUCCUUGCAGCAGCCAUGAAUUUGGUGCCCGACGUUGCCUUGGCGAAGAAGAAGGCGAAGAACGAGAAGAAGCAGCCGAAGAUCGAAAAGAAGACCGACAAGAAAGAUGCAGUGACCAAGAAGAAUGUCCCAAAAAAAGAAGAGCCCAAGAAGCCCAAGGCUGAGAUGACAGAUGCGAAGAUGCCGAAGGCCAAGAAGUUGAAGAAGGAAGGCCCCGAGGUCGCAGCGAGCGAUGUGCCUUUCCCCAAGCUUCCCGUGAAUUAUGUGUUCGAAGCUACCACGUAUGGCGAGUGCAAAGUCGAGUUUUACAAGCAGAAGAGUUACAUCCGGAACUACGAUGCAAUGGGCAAGAAGAGAAGCAUCAUCAGCAGCUGCCACCCCAAGCACCACACCAUUUGUGAGCAGCUUGUGCCACAUGUAAAGGAAGGGAAAUCCUUGCUGGAGCUUUACCAGUGUAGGAUCGACAUUGCAGUGCGAUCAUGUCUGGAGCGGCUCGGUGUCAACAACUGCUUGGACAUCCAGCUGGUCCGUGACAAGUACUGGGUUGAGGGCCGAAAGCGUUCGGAGCACCAGGAGGAUGCCGGCUAUGCCAUCGCCCAGCUCGACCAGGUGUUCCUGCCGGAGAUCUGCAGUGGCAAAGUUCUUGCAGCUUCGUGGGCGGAGGACCCCAAGCCGAAGGUGUCGGCAGAAGCUGGGCCUGGAGUGCCGUCAGCUGCCCCUUGGAUCAACGUGCCGCUGCCACCACCCCCGGUGUUGCCGUCCUGGCCGGCUUUUCCGCCGCCGCCACCACAGCUGGAUGAGGAUGCGGAGGAUGUGGUGCACUUCGUGCCUUGGUUCCUUCACAGUGAGAAUGUUUUCUUGAGUUCUGGUGGACCAACAGAUCCCUACGAGAUUAUCCCCAUGGAGGGCGAGGACGAGAGCAAGGAGGUCGAGGGCGAGGCCACCAAGCAUCUUACCUGCGAGAUCGAGAAACUCCGUGCUGCUGGGCUAGAAGAGGUGCAGGACGACGACGAGGAGCCCAACGAUGAGGCCCAGCAGGACGACGAGGCCGAGAAGGACAAGGCCAACGAAGACGGCAGCCAGUCGGAGGAGGAGGAGGAGGGAGAGCAGGCCCUCUUCGAGCUCGCGAAGCAGGCGAGGCAGCAGGCGGAGCAGACGGAGCAGGCGAAGCAGGAGCAGGCGAAGCAGGCGGCGACGAAGCUCCAGCUCUUCGCGACUGGUUCUAUGUGUUUUUUAUGA